UAUUUUAGGCUUUCUACCUGUAAAUAUCAGACCUAAACGUUUUACUCGGCGAAAACCACAAUUUGAACCCGGCACGGAGAAACGGGCACAAAUAAAAUGACUAAUAAACUAAAAUUAUUCGCAUAAACAGUACAUUUCUUUACUUUCGCCAUCUUCGCGCGAACCUAACAGUUAUUUAGUCGGCCAAAAGCCUGCGCGCGCAUCAGACGCUGACGUUUUACUUCGCGGCAAUUUUAUUCUUUUUUCAAAAAAGCGCGUUUGAAUUAAACAAAAAAAAGUGUAGUGAUGUGACAGUUAGUUACCGAUUCAGUGACUUUCUCAUUGUUAAACUGCCCCAGUUCUCGGAUUAAAAAGUUUGCAAGAUGUUCCACUACGAAUACGAGAAGCGCCCGCCUUCGGCGUCCUCCUGCGCAAGCCGCGCCACGACCACCACCGAAUACAGCCGAUCUUGCCCCAGCGAGUACCGACGAGCGAUGCCGAGUAUAGAGCGAGCGAGACGACCAUUACCGCCAACACCGAGCCCUUGUAGACUGCCUACAAAGACCUCGGUGCCGCUGAAGGUGUGGGUUAUAGCAAGUGCCUCCUGCUUCGCGGUGUGCGCUGUGUUGGUACUUGCCACCGUGGUUGUCACUCGAUGGGGCUAUGGGCAUCAGGUCUACGAGUCUCCGGAACCAAUAUAUUCUCAACCAAUCCUCCAGCCGAGAAAGCUACCAUCAACUAUCGAAUCAGACCUGUCCAACAUUGACAACGACAGUUCAGAAGAACUAGAAAAUGAUAUCCAAUUCCCGAUCCUAGAAAAGUUAUCCAUAUUCAAAAACAUAGUUGCGAAUAGAGAUAAGAAAAAAAACCAUAGUCUCCUAACAAAACCUCAAAUGCAUCCAGUGCAUGAUAUUAUACACCACGCUGAACGAAAAAUUGAAAAGAAAGAUCGCGCAAAAAUGCCAGACGCAACAGAAGUUGCAGUCACAGAAAAUAAGGAUAUACCUGACUUUAAACCUACUUUACCUGAUGUAUUCAUUAAUAAACAAGAUAUCAAACUUCCAGAUGGCUAUGUAGCAGUUUUGAAGAAAGACGAAAAUGAUUUCUAUGAAGAAUAUUACAAUGACGAGAAUCUAUAUGACGAUUAUAUGCAAAGCAAUACAAUGACCAGUUAUUUAAUAGAAAAAGUUCAAGAGCUACACGAUUGGAUAGUUUCAGAUCCUGACUUUGAAGUUGCUGGUAAUUAUUCAAAGAAAAUUAAGACUGGUAAUGAUUUUGGACAACUUUUAAAAGCUCUGAACGAGAGUUUAAUAGAAGGGAAUGUAAGCAUAGUGAUGAAUAAACUGAAGGACAUAUACUUUGGUGAUAAUUACACUAGUACGAAUCAUAGUAGGAAGAUUAUUUCGAGCAACAGCACGGAUUUGCUCUCGUUUGGGAUUCUGACGCUGGAUGUGAUGCUGCUGCAUAAUAUUCAAUUGAUGGCGUGGGAGAAUCAGGAAGGAGUCCGAAAUAAGAUGCUAAAGGACCCGGAUGUGUUUGCGUUCAACGCACUGUUCCUGGACCCCAGCAAAGUGGAGUCCAAGCAGAAUGAGAUCUACAACACUGCCGCAUUUUCAAAACGGCAGAAUCUUCGGCAAGAAAGCGUGGACGAGUUCGACAUCGGCAAGAAUUUGCUGGAAAACGUUCUGGAGGUCGGCAUGAGCACGGCCCGUGCCGCCAUUCAUCUUGGACGAGCAUAUAAGAACACCAAAAUGGUCCUCAGCCAGAUAUCCAACCGCGAGGCCCUGAACACCAACAUUCAGCAGCAACUCUCCAGAGACAUCGAUGGCAAUACGCAUGCGCUAAAUCAUCUAAGCAGUCAGCAGGCGACGCAAACGAGCGCUCACGGCACGUAUACAGAGCUAGACUGCGUGUGGCUGUUGUAUUGCAGAAACUUGGCCGCCACGGCCAAGCUCAACGCGCCUCUUGCCACCAUGGCCAGGAUAAACGGGAUCGCGCUCCGUAUGCUGACGGGCGAGCUGCCAGCAGACAAGGCGUUGGAUACGAUGGUGUACGAAGCGCUCACUGGCUGGACAGAACUGCGAUGUAACGACAUGUUCCCAAGGUGCAGCAACGUAAAUCCAGCGACCGUUGUAUUAGACAGCAUUUUGCAGCCAAUGAGAAAAUCGCAAGCCAACAGAGUGUAGUAAUAGGUAUAUUAAAUAUUUACCAUAAUUUGUACAAGUUAUAUUUUAAAGCAAAGUUCAGAAACUGCCUUGAGUUGUCAGAUAUGACACUUAUAGACUGGUUGCAUAUAAAUAGGUACUGUUUAAAUUUAUUUAUAACGACGAAGUACAAGUACGUAUUGUCUUUCUUACCAAUUAUCUUAUCAUAUACUAUUGUACUAUUAGAUGUAUAAGAAUCGUGCUCAAAUUAUAUGUAAGAUUUAUAUUUAAGUAUAUAGAAAUUGGACUAUUAUUCACUUAAAGAAUAUGGGAAUAGUGUCUAAUUUCGCUAACAUACUUAAAAAAUAAAUGGAAUAAAAAUAUCUGUUGUAAAUUGUUACAAAAGCAUUUAGGUACAUGUUAUAUAUUUUUAACUAAAUAUAUUAUAGUUAUUUCUUUAAGAUUUGACUGUUGUAAAGAGGCUUAUUUUUUAAUAGUUUAAGCAAAAUUUUCUGACCGCAGACUUUUAUCUUAUAAAAGUCCCAGUGAAUUAAAACAUGUUAUUUACUUAAACAAAUCAGCUUCAUAUUCAGCCAGUAAGUAGCUGACCAUAAUAUAUUUUUUUAUAAAUUAAUCGACAAUCGGCCCUAGUCACAUCUGAUGGAAAGCGAAGACAGAGUUUAAGACAGUAGGGCUAAUCUAAUGUGGUCGGCUCUUUAUCAUUUGUCACCAUGCCUGUCACGUUCUAACAAGUAUGUAAGUGCGAAAGUGAUGGGCAUAGUGACAAGCGAUACAAAUGGAACCAUGCUGCCAACACUGGUUAAGUAAUAGCCUAUUCAUUCUUGCUUUAAAGAUACCAAAGUCAUAUUUCUCAAGGAAUACAGAAGGCGGGAGCGCAUUCCAUUAAUUUGCCGUAAAAUAAGAAGCAAAUCGUACAAUUCUUACACAACCGUCUCCGUUUAACGGUAAAUCUAUGGAGUACCUAGACUUACACUUAAUUUUACUAAAAAGACACCGCCGUAUAUGAGGCCGUUUAGAUAUUUUUUGCAAAUAUUUUUUGGCACAAGCUUUUAUCGCGGAAUGUACUUUUCUUUCUACAAGCCAAGCAACUAAUACUCCUUAAGACAACACCAAACACAAUUAGUUUACGGUGUUUCUGUCUCCAUCAUCAGAUCAGCUCCAUCAUAAUAUUGCAUUUUCAUCGCAAAAUUUCGGGAAGUGGGUCAAAUAUAUCUUCCAAGAUUUGACCCACACUAACUAACUACAUACUAACAUCUUAAUCUUAAAUAAAAUAAAAUAAAAAACUUAAAUAAAAGUUAAGAGUGUGACACAGGAGAGGCCAGCUGUUUAGGCGGAGAUAUUUUUGAAGAAAUCCUUUAAAGUUAACAUUAAAAUUAAUAAUAUUUGUCGUAUCUUCGACCAUACUAUAUUUACGU
Cydia pomonella (codling moth) is the source of this 3559-nucleotide messenger RNA. RefSeq lists its product as uncharacterized. The coding region runs from base 363 to 2165 and encodes 600 amino acids. The record is from RefSeq and is a predicted model, not a curated record. The transcript is spliced from 10 exons. Lineage: Eukaryota; Metazoa; Arthropoda; Insecta; Lepidoptera; Tortricidae.